AUGCCUGCCUUCAACAUGAUUGUGGUAGGGUCUGGGGGAGGCCCAGACGAGACCAACCUAUCUUCUUACUUGAUCAAGCCCGCUGAAGCCUCAUGGGACGAGGGGGUGAUUGGGUUGGAAGCAGGAUCAGGCCAAGGGGCUCUGAACAAGAUUCUGAGCCAGACUCCCGAGUUCUGGCUUGAUAAGGAGGGGGAUCAGGGUUACACUGCAGCUCAAAUAUACACCUUCGUUCGCUGUUAUCUCGUGACACACGCCCACCUAGACCACAUUAGCAGCCUUAUAAUGUCUGCUGGUUCCUCUACGGAUCGUCUGCGGAAACGAAUCUACGCUUCGGAGCAAUGCCUGCAAGACCUUGAAAGCGUGUUCUCAAAUCGCAUCUGGCCUAACCUCGCGUCGUGGAAGACAGACGACGAGAAUUACAAAUACCUGUACUCACCACUUGUUCCAGACGGGAAAUACAAGACCAUCCAUCCCCAAGUGUCGGCGCGCAUCAUGCCACUGAGCCAUGGUCGCGUCAUUGACGAAACCGAAGGCGAAUACACGUCGUCUGCUUUCUUCGUUCGCAACGAUUCCUCGGGCCAUGAGUUCCUUUUCUUCGGCGACGUUGAGCCAGAUUCUCUCGCCCUCAUCCCGCGCACGACAGAAGUAUGGCGCGCGGCGGCCCCGAAGAUCCCCGCCAAACUCUCCACAAUAUUCAUUGAAUGUUCAUGGCCGUCUGGUCGACCGAACGAUAUGCUCCACGGGCAUCUCUCGCCCGAGCAUCUCGUGUGCGAACUCACAGCGUUGGCAGUCGAAGUCGCCAAAGUACGCUUGACAGCAACCCAGGCUGCCACUGCUAACCAGAAUGCCAGCCCAGGCCCAGCUCGCAAGCGGCAACGGCGGAAUCCGCCUCCGUCGAUUGACCUCAAAAAUAUCCUACGCGGCCUUCGCGUAUAUAUCAUACAUACUAAAGGGUGUGCUAGCGAUACCCCGAAAGUGAUCUUGGAGCAAGUCAAGCAGCUUGUCCUCGAGAAAGGUCUUGGCGCUGAGAUCCUGCUGGCUGAACAAGGUAUGCGCGUCGAUAUUUGA
This is a messenger RNA of Pleurotus ostreatus (oyster mushroom), 1068 nucleotides long. It is a transcript of the gene PDE1, whose product is annotated as 3',5'-cyclic-nucleotide phosphodiesterase pde1. Bases 1 to 1068 code for a protein of 355 amino acids. Gene Ontology annotation, molecular function: 3',5'-cyclic-AMP phosphodiesterase activity; 3',5'-cyclic-GMP phosphodiesterase activity. The transcript is spliced from 6 exons. NCBI's taxonomy places the organism in Eukaryota, Fungi, Basidiomycota, Agaricomycetes, Agaricales, Pleurotaceae. Gene Ontology annotation, biological process: cGMP catabolic process; cAMP catabolic process; negative regulation of glucose mediated signaling pathway. The record is from RefSeq and is a predicted model, not a curated record.